GAUGCGGAAGAUCAGUCCCACCCCCGGCAGGGAGGAGCAGCCAGGCUCCGGCUGGUGGCCCUCCCUUGGCACCCCUGGGCACCAGCUGCAGGAGCCCAAGAGCAGAGGCAGCAAUUCAGUAGGUGGGGAGGAUGGGGCUUGAGACCAGCCUGGAGGAACAGGAUGUCUGUACUGGGAGGAGGAGGUACAGAUUUGAGUACAAGCUCAGUUUCAAAAGCCCAAGGCUGGCGUGGCCAGGGGUUGGGAUACCAUUCUGGACUCAUCAUGGAGAUGCCAUUCUAGGCCUGGAGGAGGUGCGGCUGGCACCAUCCCUGAGGAACCGCAGCGGUGCUGUGUGGAGCAGAACCUUGGUCUCUUUCCCAGCCUGGGAGGUAGAGACACAGAUGCGGGUGACCGGGCCAGGCCGCCGGGGCACUCAGGGCAUGGUCGUGUGGUACACCCUGGAUGGGAACCUUGUUGGCUCUGUUCCCCGGCGGCUGGCCUCGAGGGACGGUGUAGGGAUCUUCUUCAACUCCUCAGCUGAGGACACGCGGAACAGCCCUGCCAUUCGUGUGCUGGCCAGUGAUGGGCACAGUCCCCAUAAGCAGCUUGGGAAUGGAGGCAGCCGGGUGCUGGGCUCCUGCCACUGGGACUUUCGGAAUCGGCCAUAUCCAUUCAGAGCACGGAUCACCUACUGGCAACAGAGGCUGCGUGUAUCACUGAGCAGUGGUUUCACCCCUAAUGACCCGGAAGACAUCUGUAUUGAUGUGGGACCUCUGCUUUUGACCCCUGGAGGUUACUUCGGGGUCUCAGCAGCCACUGGCGCCCUGGCAGAUAACCAUGAUGUCCUGUCCUUCUUGACCUUCAGUCUGAGCGAGCCUGGUCCAGAGGUUCCCCCUAGGCCUUUCCUGGAAACAGAGCAGCUCCGCCUGGCCAGGCUGCUGGAAGGGCUGCAGGCAAGGUUGGGCCUGAGCACCAGGAAGAACACAUAUCCACAACCAAAUGCCAGAGCCCAAGAAGGAGGGGAAAGGCUCUUCGACCUGCAGGAGACGCUGAGCAGACACAGCCACAUCCUGCAGGCCAUCUGGGGUCUCUCUGAGCACCUAGCCCAGGUCAAGAAGCAAUGGAAGCAGCAGCUGAGGUCCCCAGGCUGGGUCAGAACUGAGGUGGGAUGGGACUCGGCCAAAGUCAGUACCUUGCUUUGUGGACAGCAAACUCUGCUUCAGGGCCUGCAAGACAUGAGGGAUGUUGCUGCUCGCAUGGCCUUGGAAGCCCAGGUUGCCUCUCUGCCUGUGGGCACCAAGCAUCACUUCUUGGAGCUGGACCGGAUCCUGGGUCUCCUGCACAAGGACCUUCAGGGCACACAGAAAGUAGCAGCCAAAGGCCCCCAGAACCCUGGCUGGCGCCCAGGGACUCCCACAUGCCUGCGGCCUGGCAUCUUCCUGCUCUUCCUCCUCAUCCAGACUGCAGGCUUCUUCUACUAUGUGAACUUCAGCAGGCAGAAGCUGGACAAGAAACUUCAGGAAAGCUGGUCCCUGGGGAGCCUCUCCCUGGGUCCUGCACCAGACGUCCCCAGUACACUGGGGGCCCUGAGGAGGCAGCCCUUCUCCUGCAGUGCGCAUGUCUGACCCACAUCCAAAUCACUUUUCAUGGGGAAGCAAGUGGCACCUGGGGUAUGGACAGCCUGGGCUGAGCCCUCUUCCGCUUGGGUGCCCAGCUAUGCCCCACACCUGACAUUUUCAAGCCCCACCUUAUUAAAGGCGACUUCUCUGUCCCCAA
Cavia porcellus (domestic guinea pig) is the source of this 1758-nucleotide messenger RNA. RefSeq names its product lectin, mannose binding 1 like (gene Lman1l). Bases 132 to 1607 code for a protein of 491 amino acids. The record is from RefSeq and is a predicted model, not a curated record. The transcript has 14 exons. Gene Ontology annotation, biological process: endoplasmic reticulum to Golgi vesicle-mediated transport. Gene Ontology annotation, cellular component: endoplasmic reticulum-Golgi intermediate compartment; COPII-coated ER to Golgi transport vesicle; Golgi membrane. Gene Ontology annotation, molecular function: D-mannose binding. Lineage: Eukaryota; Metazoa; Chordata; Mammalia; Rodentia; Caviidae.